Chanos chanos (milkfish) is the source of this 2433-nucleotide messenger RNA. RefSeq names its product tripartite motif containing 71, E3 ubiquitin protein ligase (gene trim71). The record is from RefSeq and is a predicted model, not a curated record. The transcript has 4 exons. Lineage: Eukaryota; Metazoa; Chordata; Actinopteri; Gonorynchiformes; Chanidae. Bases 1 to 2433 code for a protein of 810 amino acids. Gene Ontology annotation, molecular function: protein binding; zinc ion binding; ubiquitin protein ligase activity. Gene Ontology annotation, biological process: protein polyubiquitination; proteasome-mediated ubiquitin-dependent protein catabolic process.
AUGGCGUCAUUUCCAGACUCUGAUCUGCAAACAUGUCCCCUGUGUAAGGAAUUGUGUGGGUCCUCGGCUCCGAUCUCCUCCAACUCAUCUACCUCAUCGUCCUCAUCACAAACCUCCAGCUCUACCUCAUCGUCCAGAAGGCUCCACGUCCUUCCGUGUCUGCAUGCCUUCUGCAGACAGUGUCUCGAAGGCCAGAGAAACCCUGGCGAUCCACUGAAACUUCGAUGCCCGACCUGUGACCAGAAAGUCUCGAUGUCCGAAUCCGGCGUGGACGAUUUGCCGUCCUCCAAUUUUCUUUUCAGUAAUUUGCUGGACGUCGUUGUUUCCUCAGAGGAACAGAGCAAAAAUAGUUGUAGGGGUAACAAUACUCACGGUGGUCUUCUCAGACCUCACCACCUCACCGAACCUCAGUGCAGCUCUUGCGACGAAGGCAACCCCGCUACCUCACACUGCCUGGACUGCCAGGAAUAUCUCUGUGACAACUGUGUCCGGGCCCAUCAGCGGGUUCGGCUAACCAAAGACCAUUUUAUCGAGAGACUGGUGGAGAGUUUACACCUUGGAAGCCGGACCAACAACUCCAACACUCCUGUCUCGCUGUCCCAGUCCUUCCACCCGAAUUUCUCGCUGCUCCCUGUUUUCCAGGACCGGGUGGACUUCUGUCAGCAGCAUGAGAACGCGGUGCUGCGGUUCUUCUGUGAUGGCUGCUCUGUGCCCAUCUGUCGGGAGUGCAGCGUGGGCAGACACGCGGGGCACAGCUUCACCUACCUUCAGGACGCCCUGCAGGACUCCCGCGCUCUCACCAUCCAGCUGUUAACGGACGCCCAGCAGGGCAGGCAAGCUGUACAGCUGAGCAUAGAGAAGGCCCAGGCCAUAGCGGAGCAGGUGGAGUUGAAGGCCAAGGUGGUGCAGACGGAGGUUAAGACGAUCACACUGCGGCAUAAGAAGGCUCUGGAAGAGCGCGAGUGCGAGCUUUUAUGGAAGGUGGAAAAAAUCCGACAGGUGAAGGCCAAAUCCUUGUACCUACAGGUGGAGAAGCUGCACCAGAACCUCACCAAGCUGGACAGCACAAUAGCCACAGUCACGCAAGUCCUUGAGGAGGGCCGCAGCAUGGACAUUCUGUUAGCACGCGAGCACAUGCUUAACCAGCUGCAGGAGCUAAAAGCGCUGCGCUGCAUCCUGCAGCCGCAAGAGGAUGAUCGCAUCAUGUUCACGCCACCUGACCAGGCCCUCCUCAUCGCUAUCAAGUCUAUGGGUCUCAUCAGUAGCGGUGCUUUUGCCCCCGUCACCAAGGCCCACGGUGAAGGGCUCAAGAGGGCCCUGCAGGGCAAGCUGGCCUCCUUCACCGUCGUGGGCUACGACCACGACGGCGAACCGCGGUUGUCCGGAGGAGACGGCGUCUCGGUGGUGGUGAUGAGUCCCGACGGAAACCUCUCGAGUGCCGACGUGACCGACCACCAGGACGGCACCUACACCGUCAGCUACCUGCCCAAGAGCGAAGGUGAGCAUCUGCUGUCAGUGCUCAUCUGCAACCAGCAUAUUGAAGGAAGCCCCUUCAAAGUGAUUGUCAAGUCUGGCCGCAGCUACGGAGGUAUUGGCUUGCCCAUUGCCUCCUUUGGGGGAGAGGGCGACGGUGACGGCCAGCUGUGUCGGCCUUGGGGUAUCUGCGUGGAUAAGGAGGGCUACGUGGUGGUUGCCGACCGAAGCAACAACCGCAUCCAGAUCUUCAAACCGUGUGGCACCUUCCACAACAAGUUUGGCACCCUAGGCUCAAGGCCGGGCCAGUUUGACCGGCCGGCCGGAGUGGCCUGCGAUAACCAGAGGAGAAUCAUCGUUGCCGACAAGGACAAUCACCGCAUCCAGAUCUUCACCUUUGAUGGCCAGUUCCUCCUCAAGUUUGGCGAGAAGGGAACCAAAAACGGGCAGUUCAACUACCCGUGGGACGUGGCCGUCAACUCGGAGGGCAAGAUCCUGGUGUCUGACACCCGCAACCACCGCGUUCAGCUUUUCGGACCGGACGGGGUGUUCCUCAACAAGUACGGCUUUGAAGGAGCCCUCUGGAAGCAUUUCGACUCCCCCCGCGGGGUCGCGUUCAAUCAGGAGGGCCACCUAGUGGUGACCGACUUCAACAAUCACAGACUGCUCGUCAUCCGUCCCGACUGCCAGUCGGCCCGGUUCCUGGGCUCCGAAGGCACAGGCAACGGGCAGUUCCUACGCCCACAGGGCGUCGCCGUGGACCAGGAGGAUCGUAUUAUUGUGGCCGACUCAAGAAACCAUCGCAUCCAAGUGUUCGAACCCAACGGCAACUUCUUAUGCAAGUUUGGGACUCAGGGUAACGGCUUUGGGCAGAUGGAUCGCCCGUCGGGUAUAGCCAUUACCCCUGACGGAAUGAUUGUUGCUGUGGACUUUGGAAACAACCGAAUCCUCAUGUUCUGA